This is a messenger RNA of Endocarpon pusillum Z07020, 627 nucleotides long. RefSeq lists its product as uncharacterized. Gene Ontology annotation, biological process: chromosome segregation. Gene Ontology annotation, cellular component: Mis6-Sim4 complex; kinetochore. NCBI's taxonomy places the organism in Eukaryota, Fungi, Ascomycota, Eurotiomycetes, Verrucariales, Verrucariaceae. The record is from RefSeq and is a predicted model, not a curated record. The coding region runs from base 1 to 627 and encodes 208 amino acids. The transcript has a single exon.
AUGCCUCCAAUAUCAACAGCAGCAAUGGAGGAUCAGAUUUUAAAAGCAUACCUACUCAAUCCGGCAUCAUUACCUACAAUCAUCACAUUCGAAGAAUUCAGAGAUCUAUUCCCAUCCAACCAGCAAUCGCAUCCCCAGGUCAGACUCCUGUAUCGAGAUCUCCAAUUCCUCCGUACAGUAGACACUGACCUGGUCGAAGAGAACAUUGCCAAAGAAUGCCAGAAUGGUGAGCAUCAAAGGCGAGAGAUGUACCGUGCUUUGCACCAACAGCCAAACUCGAAUCAGCAAGACCACGGCCCAUUGAAUGGUGCUAAAGACGUGCAAGCAGAUGAAGUCAUGUACGGCCCAACUGGGAGUGUCCCGAAGAGGAAAAAGGGGCAUACGAAGGAAAGCCUGUUCAAGGAGAUGGAAGAGACGAUCAGGUAUCUUGAGGUUGACGCAGUGGUUGCGAAGCGAGAGGCAGACAAGCUUUUGGGCCAGAUGAGAGAAACUGUAGGAGGUCUGAGCGAUUUGAGAUAUGGCAAAUUCGCCAGAAAUUCUAACGGAGAGACCGGUGUGGAAGCAGAGGUUGUGAAGGGCCUCCACGGGCUGGAAGAGGCAAUCAAUGCAAAUUCAGUGCAGCCAUAA